Molecule: messenger RNA, 3860 nt
Organism: Seriola aureovittata
Lineage: Eukaryota; Metazoa; Chordata; Actinopteri; Carangiformes; Carangidae
Exons: 8
Coding region: 387-3650 (1087 amino acids)
Biological process (GO): proton motive force-driven ATP synthesis
Molecular function (GO): proton transmembrane transporter activity
Source: RefSeq, a predicted model, not a curated record
UUUCUUUUGAUAAUCCUGACCGGAAACACGUGUUUCCUUGUGUUGUUAUGAUACCGCUGAUUGAAGGCUUUAAGCAGAGCGCUUUAUGUAACUGUAACGCUACGAAAACACGCAGGGCAGAUAUGUUAGCUAGCUAGUGAACAAACAAACAAACAAACAAACAAACAACAAUUGGAAUUUGCUAAAAAAAAAAAUGUUUAUUCCUCGGUGAAGCGACAAAAUCAGAGUGAGACUCACAUGGUGGAGGAGAGACACGCUCAGGACAUUUAGUACUUUCACACAGCGACUGGAUAUUCCUCAACGUUACACUUCAGUAAAGAGAUCAAUUAGAAUAGAAACUAUAUUUUUGUAUAUAUCUUUUUUAUUUGUUUUUACUGACGGGAAUCAUGGCUGCUGCUUUGUUCAGAAGAGGACCGGGAUUAUGUUUCAGGUGUAUUCACAGGGAGUUGUGCAGAGUCGUAUGGAGACCUCAGGCUGUUCUGUUCAGCUCCAAGCCAUCAGACAGAAAACUACCACGAAGAACACACAUCAAGAAAGCCAAACCCCAGCCUGCUGUCGAUGUUGCUAAACUCUUGGAGCAACUUUUCUCCCAGAGGAGACCCGGCACAGCGCCCCCUGCUGCUGGUGAAGCUAAACCUGCCAAAGCCACUUCCAAUCCUCCCACCACCUCCUCGGUGAAGGUCUUCACCUCAAAUGUUCCUCGUUUGUCAAAGACAGAACCGGCAGAUUCUGUCUCUCCUGCUGUUUCUACUGUUUCCAAGAAAACGACAUCUACCUCUAACACAGCGCCGUGUCCCCCUCAACCAAAAUCAGCAGCUUCCGCAAACCCAAAGACUUUGUUUUCCUCUGAAACACCUAAACAGUUUCCUCUUGGUAUUAUUCAGGACAUUACAUCUGAUGGUGUUUCCGGUGUGACUGUUCCUCCAAACAGCACAAUGCCUGCAGCAUCAGGAUCAGAGGCAGCUACAGUAAAAUGCCAACCUCCAGCCGAAACAAGAGAAACCAAAGUAGAAACUGCCGCAGAGGCAGAUGAACUCACAGCUGCUCCUGUCCUGCCUUCAUCAGCUCACAUGGUAGAGAAGAACGUAGAGAAAUCAUUUGUUCCAGCUGCUACAGGAGAACCCUUGAUAGAAACUACAACAGAACCAUCAGUAGAGGCCAGCCUUCCUCCAGUAGAAGCACUAGAAACGAAAGCUUCUGUUGAUGAAGGGCCAGUAGAGCCAAUUAUAGACAUCACAGUAGAUACAGCAACUCAGGAAGUUCAAAUCACAAGCACAGAUUCAGUAGAAGCCUCAAUAGAAACCACAAUAGAACCAUCAGCAGACGCCGGCAUCACUCCUCUGGUAACAUUAGAUAGUAUAGCUGCUGUCGCUGAAGGUACAGUAGAGCCUACAAUAGAAUCUGAAGAAAGAGUGGUUGACAUCUUAUUUGGUGCCAAAGAAGAAGCUUUAAUAGAAACUACAGUUAAAUCACCAGUAGAGGCCGGUCUUCCUCCUGCAGGAGCACUAGAAACUGGAGCUUCUGCUGAAGGACCGGUAGCAUCUACAGUAGAUGCAGCAGUCGACGCUUCAACUAAAGACGCGCAAGCUAAAAGCAUUGACUUGGGAAUGGUUAAAAUGUCCCACACUACAACAGUAGAGCCGUUAUUAGAAACUACAAUAGACCCCUCAGUAGAGGUCAGCGCCCCUCCUGUGGAAACACUUGAAACUAGAGCUUCUGUUGCUGAAGGCGCAGUAGAAACUACAAUAGAAACCAAAGCAGAUACAGCAGUUCAUGCAGAACAAACAAAGACCUUAGACUCAAACACUGCAACUGUAGAAUUAGAAAGUACAGUAGAACCAACAGUAGAUGCCAUCACCUCGUCUCCACAGAGUCAAGCUGCUGUUGUUGAAGGUACAGUAGAGCCCACAAUAGAAACUGAAGGUGCUGACCACCUGCCACACGCUACCUUAAUCCAAAAUUCACACGAAUCCGAAGUCUUUCCUUUGAAAACUGAAGUAGAAUCUACAACAGAAUCAAUAGUAGAACCAUCCUCAGGAAAUGUCGCUGUGGAAAAGGUGGCGGGAGAAUCUGAACAAUUGACGUUAGAGUCUGUAACACUACAUUCAGUUGAGGCUUUGGUGGAGUCUUUAAAAACCGAUGAGCUCGUCCAAACUAAAUUUAUUCUUGAUGAAAAAGCAGGGCGAAGACUCGAGGAGCUGUUGUCGGUCCGAACAGGCGUCGGAGCCGAGCACAAAGCUGCAGCUGAGGCUGAGAAUUCGACCGAAGAUGAGAGUGAAACUUUAACUAAAGUUCUGUCAAAAUGGGACUCUCUGUCUGAAGAUCUUCAAGAGUUAGAAAGAGAAACCGACUCACUGAUGAAGGAGCUCCUCUGUCAUGUCCCUGCAGCGCUUUCCAAACCUCCUGCCACGGUAAAAACAAGCUCAGCCUCUGAUCAGCCUGUGGGAGUAAGUGGAGACUCUUCUUUGCAGAUGGAGGAGAAGGCAGGUGAAGAAGAAGCCAUGACGCUGGAAUCAAUAACUUUAGCAGAAGUGAAAGCCAAAGUUGGUGAUCUUGAAACCGAAGUUCUGCAAGAAACAAGUAACGCACUUGAGAAAGAAGCUAAUUUAUUAGCAAAAGAGGAGAAGAUGGAAAUUGAGACGGCAAUAGAGGAUGUUGUUUUUGAGGACACAACAGAGGCUGAGGUUUUAACUCUAGAAUCCAUCUCUGAGGCAACCGAUGCGAUAGAAGCUGAGACAUCUGUUAUGUUAGAGGCAACGUUUGGCUCUGAGCAAGGACUGACACAGUCACCUGACACUCUGACACCGGGACCGCAGAAUGAAAUGAACGGUCUGGGAACAGAAACAGAGUCCGGAGAGCAGGAAGGAAGUGUCUCUGAGGCCGUGUCUCUUGAGUCUGUGACGUUGGCUGAAGUCGAGGCCUCUUUGGCAACUCUGGAGGACGAGUCUCUGAGUGAAACCGCGGUUUACCUCGAGAGUGAAGCUGAAAUUCUUGCUGGAGAGAGGAAGAAAGAGGUAGAGGAAUUAACAGCGUCCGAUAACAUGAUUGAGGAUGUGAACGUCGAGUCUCUAUCUCUGGCCGAAGCUGAUGGUCUGUCUGAAGAUCUGCAGACAGAUGCACUGAUGGAGGAGCUGCUCUUUACCGUUCCUGGGCACGUAGCAGGCGUAACAGAGCCUCAGAGUCCUAUUAAUAUUUUGGAUGCAGCAGUUGCCACGGGGUCAGCCGACGUUGAUACAGCGGCUACAGACGCCAGCGGCUUUCCAGCUUCUCCUGCUCUGAAGGAGGUGCUGCUGGAACAGGAGAUGGUGGAGGAGGGACCGCAGACUGAAGCCUUGGGGAAUGAAGGAGGUACAGGGACACACACAGAUUUGGAUCCGGUUCAGAGACUCUUCCUGGAAAAGAUCAGGGAAUACAACAACAUGCGCAGGUUGAGUGGAGGACCAGUGGGGGCGGGGCCAGAUUACGAGAGAUACCUGUCAGAGGAGACUGCCAAGCUCCAGAGACUUUAUGGAGGAGGAGACCUGAGCAUCUUCCCUCAGUUCACCUUCACCGGUGAGACAGACGUGGAGGGGAGGGAGAGGUUCAGUCCCUGUGAUUCAGUGCACAACAUUUCAUGUACAGAGCCCGAAAUGGACCAGGACUCUACAUGACCCACGAAUCCUGCCUCCUGCUCUUUAUGCUCUUUGUCAGCCUCAUUAUCUCUCCUCUGUCCUCACACAAGAGGAAUCAUCCAAAGUUUGUUUGGGUGAUCGGCAGGUAAAAGAAAGGGAAAACAAUAUAUUCCUGGUUGUUUGUUUGUACUGUGCAAUAAUGAUAAAAACUAUUUUAUUUUAUUUUAUUAAAGCAGCAUUUUCCAACGA